Molecule: messenger RNA, 1231 nt
Organism: Cannabis sativa
Lineage: Eukaryota; Viridiplantae; Streptophyta; Magnoliopsida; Rosales; Cannabaceae
Product: probable WRKY transcription factor 40
Exons: 4
Coding region: 172-1134 (320 amino acids)
Biological process (GO): regulation of DNA-templated transcription
Molecular function (GO): sequence-specific DNA binding; DNA-binding transcription factor activity
Source: RefSeq, a predicted model, not a curated record
GUUGAUCAUGACUUUGGCCUUGCUAAUUAUAUGUACUUUAUUCUUUGUAUAAAUAGUACGUACCUAGCUAGCUUCUUCUCUCAUAAUUAUGUUUUCAUGAUUAAAUAUCACUACACCUAUAUAUAAUUCUCUCUCUAUAUAUAUAUAUUGAAGAGAGAAACUGAUUCAGUUAUGGAUGCUCACACUUCUCACAAGAACAAGGUGGAAUCGCUGGAAACAGAAUUGGAAAGUUUGAGAAAAGAGAACAAAAGAUUGAGAAUGAUGGUUGAAGUAACGAGCAGCAAAUACAAAAUGUUGGAAGACCAUUUCUACAAAAGAUCAAGCUUUGAUUAUUCUAUCAAGAGGGCAAGGACGAUGAUCAGUAGUAAUAAUAAUAGCCAUCAUCAUCAUCAAUAUCAUGAUGAUCAGUUGAAUAAUAUUAAUAGUACUACUACUAAUAAUAAUAAUAAUAAGACUACUACGACAAAGGUAUCAGUCAAAACAGAUCACAACUCAUCGUGUGAUAAAGACAAUACUAGCCCCACGGUGAAAGAUGGUUAUCAAUGGAGGAAAUAUGGUCAAAAAGUUACCAAGGACAAUCCAUUCCCUCGAGCUUACUUUAGGUGUUCCAUGGCUCCAGGAUGCCCAGUCAAGAAGAAGGUGCAAAGAAGCAUGGAGAACAAGUCAAUCAUUGUAGCAACAUACGAAGGAGAACACAACCACGAAUUAUAUGAUGAUGAUCAAUAUCGCAUCAAAAAUAAUAAUAACAAUACUAUGAUGAUGAUGAUGAGAAACUAUAGUACUAAUACUACUUCUACUACUUCAUUAUCUCCAAGAUUAAAUAAUAAUAAUAGUAGUAGUAGUUGUGUAACUACAACUCCUCAUCAACAUCAUCAUUCCAUAAUCUCCCUGGAUCUCUCUCUUUCCAAUAUUACUAAUGAUAAUCAAGAUGAUGAUGAUCAGAGUGAUUAUAAUAAGAUGAACAUGAUGAAUAGAGAAGAUGGGAAUAUUGAUACAUAUUUAAGCAAUAAUAAAGAAUUAUUUCCUGCAGAAAUGGAAGAGUACGUAGCUUCUUUGACCAAAGAUCAAAAUUUCACUGUUGCUUUAGCCGCCGCAGUUGCACGAUCCAUUACAGGCGACCCAGAUUAUAUAUAACUAUUUAGAAUAUUCAGUUACAUAUAUAUAUAGACUGUAGUGUAAACGACGAGGAUAUAUUAAUAUAUAAUAAUUAAUUUCUCUUUCUUUCUUUUAA